Molecule: messenger RNA, 962 nt
Organism: Sesamum indicum (sesame)
Lineage: Eukaryota; Viridiplantae; Streptophyta; Magnoliopsida; Lamiales; Pedaliaceae
Product: putative germin-like protein 2-1
Molecular function (GO): manganese ion binding
Source: RefSeq, a predicted model, not a curated record
ACUCAUAGUUCAGAGAAAACACUUUCUCCCUUUCACAAUAGUUCAAAGUUAUUACUAGACUUCCAAUUAAGUUCUAGCUAAAUGGCUAAGCACAUUAUCUUGCUGAUGAGCCUCGUGACCUUAUCUUUCGGCUUACUUGCAUUUGCCUUUGAGCCCAGUCCACUGCAAGACUUCUGUGUUGCAGAUUCAACUAGCUCAGCAAGAGUGAAUGGUCAACCAUGCAAAAACCCUGCAUUAGUUCAAGCUAGUGACUUCUCCUUCAGUGGUCUGCACCUGCCUGGAAACACAUCAAACCCCAAUGGCUCCAAGGUCACCCCAGUGUCUGUAGCCCAGCUGCCAGGGCUCAACACUCUUGGAAUCUCCAUGGUUCGUAUCGACUAUGCACCGUGGGGAAUCAACCCUCCACACACUCACCCCAGAGCCACUGAAAUCUUGACAGUCUUAGAGGGUUCACUUCAAGUCGGGUUCGUCACCUCAAAUCCCGACAAUAGCCUCAUCACAAAGACCCUUCAGAAGGGAGAUGUGUUCGUGUUCCCAGUGGGACUUGUUCAUUUUCAGCGCAACGUGGGAACUGGAAAUGCUGUUGCUAUAGCUGCGUUGAGCAGCCAGAAUCCUGGAGUGAUCACCAUUGCUAAUGCAGUUUUCGGGUCUAAACCUGGUAUCAGCAGUGAUAUUCUUGCCAAGGCAUUCCAGGUGGAUAAGAGUGUUGUGUAUCAACUCCAGGCCAAAUUCUAGGAAUGCAGCAACAGGAAUCCGUGACCUUAGAUCCAGAUUACAUGCUUGUAUUUCGUAACUUUUUCCUUGUCUUGAUUUGUUUUUCUGUGUGACAUGAUUUGUGUGUUUCAAUUGUUUGGUUCUGAGCUUGGCAAAGUUUCUUGACUGAUGUAUUAGCACUACUUCGUAGUUGGUUGGUUUUAGUUUGUUCUUUAUUUCAACUGCUAAUAAAAUUCUUUUGCAUGUCA